AUGUUACGCGUCCCCAAGAAGUUCCGUGCAAAAUUGCACGCAGUGGCAACCGGACCUUUUGUUAUCCGCCAAGUUCACAGCAACGGCACUGUGACCAUCGACAAGGGAGCAAUGGCAGAACGUGUGAGCAUCCGCCGCAUUUUUCCGUGCUAA
Peronospora matthiolae is the source of this 153-nucleotide messenger RNA. NCBI's taxonomy places the organism in Eukaryota, Oomycota, Peronosporomycetes, Peronosporales, Peronosporaceae. The record is from the annotation of a GenBank genome assembly.